AUGGCCGAAACCCAGACUCCUACCUUCAAGCUCGUCCUUGUCGGCGAUGGCGGUACCGGAAAGACCACCUUCGUCAAGCGUCACUUGACUGGUGAGUUCGAGAAGAAGUACAUGGCCACUCUUGGUGUCGAAGUCCAUCCUCUUGGUUUCAGCACGAACUUUGGUCAGAUUCAGUUCGAUGUUUGGGAUACCGCCGGCCAGGAGAAGUUCGGUGGUCUCCGUGAUGGUUACUACAUUAACGGCCAGUGCGGUAUCAUCAUGUUCGAUGUCACCUCCCGUAUUACCUACAAGAACGUCCCCAACUGGCACCGUGACCUCGUCCGUGUUUGCGAGAACAUCCCCAUCGUUCUCUGCGGCAACAAGGUCGACGUGAAGGAGCGCAAGGUCAAGGCCAAGACCAUUACCUUCCACCGCAAGAAGAACCUCCAGUACUAUGAUAUCUCUGCCAAGUCCAACUACAACUUCGAGAAGCCUUUCCUCUGGCUUGCACGCAAGCUUGUCGGCAACCCCGCUUUGGAAUUCGUUGCUGCACCGGCUCUCGCUCCCCCCACCGCUCAGGUCGACGAGAAGCUCCUCGAGCAGUACCGCCAGGAGAUGGCUGAGGCUUCCAACAUGCCUUUGCCCGGUGAACUUUCGGACGAUGACUUGUAA
This is a messenger RNA of Colletotrichum fioriniae, 651 nucleotides long. It is a transcript of the gene GSP1, whose product is annotated as GTP-binding nuclear protein gsp1/Ran. Gene Ontology annotation, biological process: protein import into nucleus; ribosomal subunit export from nucleus. Gene Ontology annotation, molecular function: GTP binding; GTPase activity. Gene Ontology annotation, cellular component: cytoplasm; nucleus. The record is from RefSeq and is a predicted model, not a curated record. Lineage: Eukaryota; Fungi; Ascomycota; Sordariomycetes; Glomerellales; Glomerellaceae.